AUGAUUUUGAAGAUUGUGGAUGAAUUUUAUUUAUAUACUCUAAAUAGUGUGUAAAUAUGUGUCCAUUAUUAAUUAAUUAUGCAACAACUUUUCGAUUGUCCAAUAUGUUUAUAAACAUUGUUACAACCAAUUACUUUAACAUGUGGCCAUACGUUUUGUAAACCAUGUGUUCGAAGUAAAUACUUCUAUCAAAGUUACAACUCAUGUCCAGUUUGCAGAGCACCAAUUUAGAUAUACUUGAACUAGUUUAAGGUGAACAUUUUGUUGGAGAAUCUUAUCAAAUAGGAAUUCAAUAGUGAAUAAAAUUAUUAGUUGAGAGUUUUAAAUUACCAAAAGAGAAUGGAUUUGAGAAAUAGAAGAAAAUGGUAUCACACAAUGAUGAUAAUUAUUAUUGAAUAUUCUAAACGUUUAUGA
Messenger RNA from Paramecium tetraurelia, 414 nucleotides. RefSeq lists its product as uncharacterized. Gene Ontology annotation, molecular function: metal ion binding. The transcript has a single exon. Lineage: Eukaryota; Ciliophora; Oligohymenophorea; Peniculida; Parameciidae. The record is from RefSeq and is a predicted model, not a curated record.